Messenger RNA from Oldenlandia corymbosa var. corymbosa, 783 nucleotides. NCBI's taxonomy places the organism in Eukaryota, Viridiplantae, Streptophyta, Magnoliopsida, Gentianales, Rubiaceae. The record is from the annotation of a GenBank genome assembly.
AUGAUCAAAGCCAAAAGCGACAGUCCUGAGGGAGUGGAGGAGAAAGUAAAGAGUUUGGAAACCCAAGGCGUUUCUCCGGAGGAUACCGAAACUAUAAUCGAAGCCAUUGAAGACAUAAGAGACACUCCUAAAACCCUAGCUCGUGAAACCCGAGUGGAGGACAAAGUGGAGAAUUUGGAAACUCAAACCCUAGCUUUGGAGGAAAAUGAAUCUGUAAUCAAAGCCAUAAUAGAGGCUCCAAAAACCCUAGUGGAGUUCGAAGGGGUGCCUCGAGAGGAUAAGGAAACAGUAGAGACUGAUCCUGAAUUUUUGGUGGAGCAUAAAGUGAAGCAAUGGGUAUCCGAAGGCAUGCCUCCAAACCAUAUAGAAGAUAUAAACAAGAUCCUGGAAGCAUGUAUUCAAAUAAACCAUAUCAAAGCUGACAAGCAGGAAGUCGAACAUCGUUUGUCUUUGUUGCAAGAUACGAUUAAGAUACUGAAGGCCCAUUUGGAGAAACUAAGCAUUCAAAUAAGCCAAAUGGAAGGUGAAAAGCAGCAACUCGAAUGCAGGUCAUCUUGGAUGCAAGGUGAGAUUAUGGGGCUCGUGGCUCUUUCGGAAAAAUUAUGGGGCGAAUUAGAGGCUGAGUUGGUGGCAGAAAAAUUGAAAGCCGAGUUGGAGGCUGAAGAGUUGAAAGCUGAAAGAUUGAAAUCCGAUUUGGAGGCUAAAAAGCUAAAAUCCAAGUUGGACAACUCCAAAAAGCUGGUUUCGUUGUUUGAUAGGGUUGCUAAUCUUCUGUGGAAGUAA